Molecule: messenger RNA, 1655 nt
Organism: Danio rerio (zebrafish)
Lineage: Eukaryota; Metazoa; Chordata; Actinopteri; Cypriniformes; Danionidae
Gene: cdca5
Product: cell division cycle associated 5
Cellular component (GO): nucleus; chromosome
Source: RefSeq, marked provisional
AAGUUUAACUCACCGGAUGUUGCGUUAGCUCCACCCCGCGUCCGCCAUGUUUGUUGCUACAAUGUGAAGGCGGGCGAAUUUAAAAAGUAGAGUCGAUUGAUGUUUACCUAAAGACACUGAAUUUUAGCUGUUUGUUGGUUAUUAAUCCUUAUAACAAAGCGUACACGAAGCAAAGUCACAGUUCUGAUUGCAUGCGUGCUGCGAUCGUCGCGUUGUAAAUUUCAUGCGUGUUUAUUGUGUUAGCUCACUAGCUAGCAGCUGUCUGUUUUGUAUUGUGGAUCGGUGACGUUUUGCAAGAUGAGCACCAAAACACCACGAUUAACAUCGAGGAAAAGCAGCGAUCAAAUCAUAAAGUCAAAUGGAAAGAGUCCAGCACGAAGGAGGUCCAGCAGAUUGUCUGCAAAUGAUGAGAAUCUGCCAUCUAAAGUGGUGCCUCCUCCAGUGGCCAUGAAGCGGUCGAUCACUGUGCGGAAAAUUGCACCCAGGAAAACCCAGGCCUUGUCUAACAGUAACAAGGAGAACGUGGAGAGAAUAUCUGAAGUGUCAACAAAGCGCUCCAAAGUCUUGACAUCUUCGCCGGCCAUAUCAGCAGAGCCCAAGACAUCUGUCCUGUCUCCAAUCCUCCCGUCUUCAUCUCCUCCUCCUCAGCCCACAGAAUCAGAACAGGACUCUGUUUGGUCCAAGAAAGUGCGACGCUCCUACAGUCGCCUCAGUAUGGGGGACAAAUCCUUCGAAAGUCCCAGACCUGCCCGUUCCUCUUCUCCAAACAACAGAGAGUCCCUGUUUGGCUUCGAGCGUCUUCAGACCCCAGAGGUGAUGAAGAAGACUGAAGGGUCUCGAAGCGCUCCUCUGGGCUUCAUGUCCCUCUCUCUGGGUUCUUUUAACCUCUCUGCUGCUGAUGAAAGCGCUUCUAACCCUCCAGAGGUUGAUCCGAACAUCCCUGGUGUGUGUCUGGGGAAAAAGACCACCAGGAGGAAGCGCGUUCAACAGAUAAAGAUGUCAGAGUUGGACGUUCUUGCUGCCAAGAUGAACGCUGAGUUCGAGGAAGCUGAAAGUUUUGAACUGUUUGUUGAAUGAAAUUUCCAAAGAGCCGUCGAUUGUGCUCAGGACGUUGUUCCUUAUUCUUACAUCCCGCCAAGUCUUGGGGAUUUAACAAGCAUGUUUUAAGAGAUCAAACAGUUGCAGUUCUGCUCUGAUACGAUUUAUUUCACAACCAUAAAAGCAUCAUUCAGCCAUUACACUUCCCGAAAAAGAAAAACUCUUUCAAAUGUUUUACAUAUCUAAUGGAUCAGUUUGGUUAAAAUCAUUCAGCCAAAAGACUUUUUUUAUGUCGUCUGUUUCUCAUAUGUGCAUAUUGUAGUUGGAUGAUAUGUGAAUAAAUAGCAUUCUGGCAGAGUAAACUCUUGUCAGAUUUAAAACUUUGUUUUGCCGUAUAGCAAGUUUCUGAGGUAUUUUUAAAAAUGGCAACUGAAGUAAAGAUCACACCAUGUAAGUCUCUUUGUGUAUUCUAUUAAAAUUCAAUUGUCUAGCUAAAUUCAGUAGCUUAAUAUUUAUAUUUUAAAACUUCUUUACCCUUGUGUGCUGUUGAGGAUGUUUUCAUCCACUGUGGGGUGAUUUUGAGGCUUAAUUUGCCCACAACUUGCUCUGUGUUUUAC